Messenger RNA from Papaver somniferum (opium poppy), 756 nucleotides. RefSeq names its product ribosome-associated molecular chaperone sks2-like. The transcript has 4 exons. Bases 1 to 756 code for a protein of 251 amino acids. Gene Ontology annotation, molecular function: ATP hydrolysis activity; misfolded protein binding; ATP binding. Gene Ontology annotation, biological process: cellular response to unfolded protein; protein refolding. NCBI's taxonomy places the organism in Eukaryota, Viridiplantae, Streptophyta, Magnoliopsida, Ranunculales, Papaveraceae. Gene Ontology annotation, cellular component: cytoplasm. The record is from RefSeq and is a predicted model, not a curated record.
AUGGCGUCUAACAAAGUAGUAGCAGGCAUCGACAUUGAUACAAAUGAGAGUAGAAUCGGAAUUUGGACCGGGAAAUCAGUAAAAACGACGACGAUUCCAACUUUUCGCAUCGGUGUAAAAGCAAAAGCUCAACCAAGACAGUUGUUGAUGUUAUAUUCCACUAAAGAGAUUGUGUGUCUAGUUUUAAUGGAGUUGAGAGAAAUUGUUGAAAAACAAUUAGGUCUUAGAGGAGUAUUGAUUGAAGCUGUCAUUAGUGUUCCUUGUUUAUUUGAUGAUUCCCAGAGAAUAGCUGUUAUUGAAGCAGCAAAAAUGGCUGGUAUCAAUGUCUUGAAGGAACAACAUUCUUCUUCUGAAUCAACAAAAGAUAAUCAGAUGAAAGCAGAAAAUGUCUUGGUUUUUGACAUGGGUGCAGGAACAUUGAGUGUGGCCGUGGUGACGAUUAAACAAGGAAUAGAAUUUGAAGUGAAAGCUAUGAAAGGUAAUACUAAUCUUGGUGGAAAUAAUAUGGAUAUAGCCUUACUUGAUUACUGUAUGGAAACAUUCAUGGACUUACUUCCAGAUGAUCCUGAUGAGAUUCCUAUAGAUGAGAGUAAAAUGAGCGCAUUGAAAUUUGAAUGUGAAUUUGCCAGAAGGGUAUUGGAUAGAUGUGACCAGCAUGGAAUUACAGAAACAACCAUUGACAUCAAAUCUUUCUAUGGAUCUCUUCCUAUGAGUGUUUCGAUAACACCAUAUAUUAUUGAAAAGUUUUACGCGUAG